GGCUUGGCUCUAGGCGCUGCCCGGGGUCUUCUCGGAGCUGUCCUGCCCGCCUCCCCUGAGCCGCGUCCGGCCCGGCGGGAGCCGACGCCUUCGCCAUCAUGCCGGCCGUGUCCAAGGGCGAUGGCAUGCGAGGGCUUGCGGUGUUCAUCUCGGACAUCCGGAAUUGUAAGAGCAAGGAGGCUGAGAUCAAGAGGAUUAACAAGGAACUGGCCAAUAUCCGCUCCAAGUUCAAAGGGGACAAGGCCUUAGAUGGCUAUAGUAAAAAAAAGUACGUAUGUAAGCUGCUCUUCAUUUUCCUGCUUGGCCAUGACAUUGACUUUGGACACAUGGAGGCUGUUAACCUGCUGAGCUCCAACAAGUACACAGAGAAGCAGAUUGGAUACCUCUUUAUCUCAGUCCUGGUGAACUCGAACUCAGAGCUUAUCCGGCUCAUUAACAAUGCCAUCAAGAAUGACCUGGCCAGCCGCAACCCUACCUUCAUGUGCCUGGCCCUACACUGCAUUGCCAAUGUGGGCAGCCGAGAGAUGGGCGAGGCCUUUGCUGCUGACAUUCCCCGCAUCCUGGUGGCUGGAGACAGCAUGGACAGUGUAAAACAGAGUGCGGCCCUGUGUCUGCUACGGCUCUAUAAGGCCUCACCUGACCUGGUGCCCAUGGGCGAGUGGACAGCGCGUGUAGUGCAUCUGCUUAAUGACCAGCACAUGGGCGUGGUCACAGCUGCAGUCAGCCUCAUCACUUGUCUCUGUAAGAAGAACCCAGAUGACUUCAAGACCUGCAUCUCCUUGGCGGUGUCUCGCCUCAGUCGGAUUGUCUCCUCGGCCUCCACAGACCUCCAGGACUACACGUAUUACUUCGUGCCCGCACCCUGGCUCUCUGUGAAGCUCCUGCGCCUUCUACAGUGCUAUCCCCCGCCAGAGGAUGCAGCCGUGAAGGGGCGGCUGGUGGAGUGUCUGGAGACUGUGCUCAACAAGGCCCAGGAGCCACCCAAGUCCAAGAAGGUGCAGCACUCCAAUGCCAAGAAUGCUGUCCUUUUUGAGACCAUCAGCCUUGUUAUCCACUAUGACAGUGAGCCCAACCUCCUGGUGCGGGCCUGCAACCAGCUUGGCCAGUUCCUGCAGCACAGGGAGACCAACCUGCGCUACCUGGCAUUGGAGAGCAUGUGCACACUGGCCAGUUCCGAGUUCUCUCAUGAGGCUGUCAAGACCCACAUCGACACUGUCAUCAAUGCCCUCAAGACCGAGCGGGAUGUCAGUGUGAGGCAGCGGGCAGCUGACCUCCUCUAUGCCAUGUGCGACCGGAGCAAUGCUAAGCAGAUCGUGUCAGAGAUGUUACGGUACCUGGAGACAGCUGACUAUGCUAUCCGGGAAGAGAUUGUGCUGAAGGUGGCCAUCCUUGCUGAGAAGUAUGCGGUGGACUAUAGCUGGUACGUGGACACCAUCCUCAACCUCAUUCGCAUUGCGGGAGACUACGUGAGUGAGGAGGUGUGGUACCGUGUGCUGCAGAUUGUCACCAACCGUGACGACGUCCAGGGUUAUGCUGCCAAGACCGUCUUUGAGGCCCUCCAGGCCCCUGCCUGUCAUGAGAACAUGGUGAAAGUUGGAGGCUACAUCCUCGGAGAGUUUGGAAACCUGAUUGCUGGGGACCCCCGUUCCAGCCCCCCGGUGCAGUUCUCCCUGCUGCACUCCAAGUUCCACCUGUGCAGCGUGGCCACACGUGCCCUGCUGCUGUCCACCUAUAUCAAGUUCAUCAACCUCUUCCCUGAGACCAAGGCCACCAUCCAGGGCGUGCUGCGGGCCGGCUCCCAGCUGCGCAAUGCUGACGUGGAGCUGCAGCAGCGGGCCGUGGAGUACCUCACCCUCAGCUCGGUGGCCAGCACUGACGUCCUGGCCACUGUGCUGGAGGAAAUGCCCCCAUUUCCUGAGCGCGAGUCUUCCAUCUUGGCUAAGCUGAAGCGCAAAAAGGGCCCGGGGGCCGCCAGCGCCCUGGAUGAAGGCCGGAGGGACCCCAGCAGCAAUGACAUCAAUGGGGGCAUGGAUCCCACCCCCAGCACUGUGUCCACGCCCUCGCCCUCUGCUGACCUCCUGGGGCUGCGGGCAGCCCCGCCCCCUGCCACGCCUGCAGCUCCUGCGGCCAACCUGUUGGUGGACGUGUUUUCGGAUGGCCCCGUGCAGCCUAGCGCAGGGCCCACUCCUGAAGAGACUUUCCUCAGCGAGCUGGAGCCCCCUGCCCCCGAGAGCCCCAUGGCUUUACUGGCUGACCCAGCGCCAGCUGCCGACCCAGGCCCUGAGAACAUUGGCCCUCCCAUUCCCGAAGCCGAUGAACUGCUGAAUAAGUUUGUUUGCAAGAACAGUGGGGUCUUGUUUGAGAACCAGCUGCUGCAGAUUGGAGUGAAGUCCGAGUUCCGGCAGAACCUGGGUCGCAUGUACCUCUUCUAUGGCAACAAGACCUCCGUGCAGUUCCAGAACUUCUCACCCACUGUGGUUCACCCAGGAGACCUCCAGACUCAGCUGGCUGUGCAGACCAAGCGCGUGGCCGCGCAGGUGGAUGGCGGCGCGCAGGUGCAGCAGGUGCUGAACAUCGAGUGCCUGCGAGAUUUCCUGACGCCGCCGCUGCUGUCAGUGCGCUUCCGGUACGGAGGCACCCCCCAGUCCCUCACCCUGAAGCUCCCGGUGACCCUCAACAAGUUCUUCCAGCCCACGGAGAUGGCGGCCCAGGACUUCUUCCAGCGCUGGAAGCAGCUGAGCCUCCCUCUGCAGGAGGCACAGAAAAUUUUCAAAGCCAAUCACCCUAUGGAUGCUGAGGUUACCAAGGCCAAGCUCCUGGGUUUUGGCUCUGCCCUCCUGGACAAUGUGGACCCCAACCCUGAGAACUUCGUGGGUGCUGGAAUCAUUCAGACGAAAGCCUUGCAGGUGGGCUGUCUGCUCCGGCUGGAGCCCAAUGCCCAGGCCCAGAUGUACCGCCUGACCCUGCGCACCAGCAAGGAGCCUGUCUCCCGUCACUUGUGUGAACUGCUGGCCCAGCAGUUCUGAGCCCUAGACCUGCCCGGAUGUGACCGGUACCCAGCAAAGCAACCCUGGGACUGAGGCAGCUGUGGUAGACUGAGCAGCAAGGGGACCUCAAGUGGUGACAGCGAAGACCCCAGGAGUGGGGGCAUGCCUGGAACCUUCCUCCGGCCUUUUGUAUUUUUAUUUUUGUUCAUCUGCUGCUGUUUACAUUCUUGGGGGCCAGGGGGAGCCCCCUCCCUCCCUUCCCCCUGAAGCACAGAGGGGAGAGGGAUCAGGGAAGCGGGUGCCUCCUCCCCUCCCACCCCACCCGUCGUAGCUCCUCCCACCCCUCCCCGU
This is a messenger RNA of Jaculus jaculus (lesser Egyptian jerboa), 3338 nucleotides long. It is a transcript of the gene Ap2a1, whose product is annotated as adaptor related protein complex 2 subunit alpha 1. The coding region runs from base 99 to 3026 and encodes 975 amino acids. Gene Ontology annotation, biological process: intracellular protein transport; clathrin-dependent endocytosis. Gene Ontology annotation, molecular function: clathrin-cargo adaptor activity. Lineage: Eukaryota; Metazoa; Chordata; Mammalia; Rodentia; Dipodidae. Gene Ontology annotation, cellular component: membrane coat; AP-2 adaptor complex. The transcript has 24 exons. The record is from RefSeq and is a predicted model, not a curated record.